This is a messenger RNA of Pimephales promelas (fathead minnow), 3365 nucleotides long. It is a transcript of the gene lig1, whose product is annotated as ligase I, DNA, ATP-dependent. Gene Ontology annotation, cellular component: nucleus; mitochondrion. Lineage: Eukaryota; Metazoa; Chordata; Actinopteri; Cypriniformes; Leuciscidae. Gene Ontology annotation, biological process: lagging strand elongation; DNA repair; Okazaki fragment processing involved in mitotic DNA replication. The record is from RefSeq and is a predicted model, not a curated record. Gene Ontology annotation, molecular function: DNA binding; ATP binding; DNA ligase (ATP) activity.
UCCGCGGGAACGACGUCACUUUGGCGCCGAAUCAGACGGAGUUAAGCGCGCGGAAGAAACAUCGAUGCUUCGGAAAUUUUAAUAACACGAAUAUAUAUUAAAACAUAUUCUGGAUUUACUCAAUAUCAGCAGUGCAAGACAUCAACAAUGCAGCGAAGCAUAGCGUCAUUCUUUCAGCCAAUGAAAGGCAAGGAUAAGAGUGAUGGACAGGUCAAAGUAAAGGCUGAACCUGUUAAAAGUCCCCUCAAAAUUCAGAAUGGCGUGCAGGAAAGUGAUUCACCCGUAAAGAAGGUUCAUAAACGUAGUCGAGCAAUCAUAGACAGUGAUGAUGAAGAUGAGCCGCUGGUUAAAGAACAAGUGCCAAAACAGAGUGAAGUUCAAACGGUAAAACCAGAGAAGAUUUCUGAUGUUACAACGGCUUCUUCCACUCCUGUUACUCCAAAAACUCCCAAAACCCCAACAACUCCGGUCACUUCCAGUGCCUCUGUUGCUGUCGUAACCCCUGCUUCCUCAGGCACUCCAGCAACUCCAACAUCAACAUCACCGUCAGGCAUUCCCAAACGGAAAACAGCCCGUAAGCAGUUCCCCAAAAGGAAGCUGGAAAGCAGGAGCGAUGGAGAGGGGUCAAAAGAGGAGGAGGAGGAGGAGAAAGAGGAAGUUGGAGGCCAGGAGAGUAAGAGAGCGCGAGUGGAGGAAUCACUUGAGCAGACAGAGAAUGAGAUGAUGGAGGUGGAAGAGAAGAGUGCGGAUGGAAAGACAGUAGUGGAGGAACGGAAAGAUGAGGAUGAAGUAAAGACGAGUAAAGUUGUGGACAAUGCAAACAAUGAGAUGAAAGAGAAUGAUAAAGAUGAUAAGCAGAAGAAAAAGAUAAAUGAAGAGAAUAAGAAAAAAGAGAAUGAUAAAAAUGAUGAGCAGAAGAAAAAGAUAAAUGAAGAGAAUAAGAAGAAAGAAAAAUUAGAAGACAAGAAAGAGAAGGAAGAUAGCAGUCCUGAACGAUUAGAGAAAAAAGAGAGAGACGCAGAAGACGAGGGGGGAUCGGCCAAAAAGAAACCCAUCAGCAGCUUUUUUGCACCCAGAAAGGCAGCUGUAAAACUGGAAAAGGAGGAGCGCAAUGUGGGAGAGAAAAAGAAGAAUGGAGAAAUCCCUGAUGUCGCUGAACAGAAAGGGAAUAAAAGUGAAAAGGGGGUGGAGUCUCCCAUGGAGAGCCAGUAUGAUCCCUCCAGAGCACCGUACCAUCCCAUUGAACAUGCCUGCUGGAGCAGGGGCCAAAAAGUGCCAUAUUUGGCUGUUGCUCGCACAUUUGAAAAGAUUGAAGAUGAUUCGGGAAGGCUGAAAAACAUUGAAACUCUUUCCAACUUUUUGCGCUCUGUAAUUCUUCUUACUCCAGAUGACCUGUUAUGUUGUGUAUACCUGUGUCUGAACCAGCUCGGCCCUGCGUAUCAGGGUCUGGAGCUGGGCAUCGGGGAGACUGUCCUGAUGAAAGCCGUCGCUCAAGCAACCGGCCGACAGUUGGACAAAAUCAAGGCGGAGGCUCAGGAGAAAGGUGACCUGGGAUUGGUUGCUGAGAGUUCCCGCAGCAAUCAGAGAAUGAUGUUUAAACCGUCCAUUCUGACCGCAGUGGGUGUUUUCAACAAACUGAAAGAGAUUGCUAACAUGAGUGGAAACUCUGUAAUGAAUAAGAAGAUUGACAUUAUUAAAGGGUUGUUUGUGGCGUGUCGGUUUUCCGAGGCCCGAUACAUUGUGCGGUCAUUGGCGGGGAAGCUGCGGAUCGGAUUGGCUGAGCAGAGUGUUCUCGCUGCUCUCAGUCAGGCUGUGUGUCUGACGCCCCCGGGCCAAGAGUUCCCACCAGCUGUGCUGGAUGCAGGGAAAGGAAAGAGUUCAGAAAACAAGAAAGUGUGGCUGGAGGAAAAAGCACUGAUCCUGAAACAGACAUACUGUGAGAUGCCCAAUUAUGAUGCAAUCAUUCCUGUAUUGCUGAAGGAUGGCAUAGAUGAACUGCCCAAUCACUGCAAGCUCACCCCAGGUGUGCCCCUGCGACCCAUGUUAGCUCACCCAACUAAAGGGGUCGGUGAGGUAAUGAAACGUUUUGAUGAGGCAUCUUUCACCUGCGAAUAUAAAUACGAUGGAGAGAGGGCACAGGUCCAUAUUCUUGAGAAUGGAGAUGUACGCAUUUUUAGCCGAAACCAAGAGGACAACACAAGCAAAUACCCUGAUAUUAUCUCAAGAAUCCCUCAGGUGAAAAAGGAGAAUGUACGGUCCUGUGUUUUGGAUUCAGAGGCGGUGGCCUGGGACAGAGAAAAGAAACAGAUUCAGCCGUUUCAGGUCCUCACCACGAGGAAGAGGAAGGAUGUUGAUGCAUCUGAGAUCAAGGUUCAAGUGUGUGUCUACGCCUUUGACCUUCUGUACCUCAACGGAGAGUCUCUGGUACGAGAGCCUCUAAGCAAACGCAGGGCUCUUUUACGGGAGAGUUUUGAGGAGAAAGAAGGAGAGUUUGUUUUUGCUCGAUCCCUGGAUGCUGACGACACGGAAACCAUCGCUGAGUUCUUGGAGCAGUCUGUACGAGAUUCUUGUGAGGGUCUAAUGGUGAAAACAUUGGACAAACAUGCAACUUAUGAAAUUGCCAAACGCUCACACAAUUGGCUCAAGCUGAAGAAGGACUAUCUGGAGGGUGUUGGAGACACAUUGGAUCUGUGUGUGAUUGGUGCUUAUCUGGGGAAAGGGAAGAGAACAGGCAGCUAUGGAGGAUUUCUACUAGCCUGUUAUGAUGAGGAGAAUGAGGAGUUCCAGUCUGUCUGCAAGAUUGGAACAGGCUUCAAAGAUGAAGAUCUGGAGCAGCAUUACAAUUUCUUAAAGGAGCACAUUUUACCUAAACCACGGCCGUAUUACCGCGUGGACCAAUCAGCAGAGCCGGAUGUCUGGCUAGAUGCAGUGCAAGUGUGGGAGGUGAAAUGCGCUGAUCUUUCACUGUCUCCAGUCUAUAAGGCAGCGAUGGGAUUGGUGGACCCAGAGAAAGGCAUUUCACUCCGUUUCCCAAGAUUCCUGAGGAUUAGAGAUGACAAAAAAGCAGAGGAUGCCACCACAGGAUCACAGAUUGCUGGACUCUACAACAAACAGCAGCAGAUUCAAAAUCAGGGUGACAAACCAGAUUUGGAGGACUACUAUUGAUCUCUGCUUUCUGAUUCGCUUCCAUUGUCAGCUACUCUCAUUCCAAUUGGUCGAUGGAUGAUUUUCCAAUAUAAUUUGUUGCAUAUUAACAUGCUGAAUUUUAAUGCGUGAUAUUGUGAGACUUAAUGAAAAAUGGAAAUGAACAUGUAAAUAGCCUUUCAACUAUAUAGAGCGAAAAUAAACACUUGCUUUUCACUAUU